AUGGCAGAUCAUCCAAACACGAAACCGCACAUGCAGCUGCUGGCGAGUGGCUCUCAGGGGCGCAUCAGCGAUCUGCACCGCUUCGCUCUUCUUCUCGUCGGCUCCUUUGGUACUAUCUGCGGUUCCUUUGGCUAUGCCUUUACUCUCGUGUUACCAAGGAUGCAGGAGCGCUACAACCUCUCACAGCGUGACUUGGCCUCCGUGACGACAGUCGGCCUUGUGUUCGGCUUCUUCAUGCUUCCAUUCGGUGCACUGUACGACUACUUUGGCCCCCUUCCGGUGGCGAUCUUGUCCAUGAUUUCGUACCCACUUGGUGCUGUCCUGACUGCGCUGUGUUUUGAGGGCCUGAUUGAGGGCAGCACUGUUCGGCUUUGCGUCUUCAACGCUUUCCAGAGCGUGGGCAUGUCCCUGACAGACAUUGUCUGCUGCAUGACGGUGCUGUCAUACUUCCCAUCAAACCGAGGCCCCGUGAUCGCGCUGCUGAAGACAUUUCCUGGCCUCGGCUCCGCGAUUGUUGGCUCCUUCUUCGCCGGAUUCUUUCACGAGAAGGUCUCGGAUUACUUGUUCUUCCUAGCUGUCUUCGCCUUUCUCACGAAUACAACCUGCGCCCUCGUGAUGCGCCUGCCGGCGUACCACCUGACCGGGUACCAGGAGAGCCAUCUGAGCGAGGAGGCGAAGGAACGCCUCCUCGCGACGAAGACACGGUACCUCAAGCAGGCCCCACCAAUGUGGCGCUUCAUCCUGGGCUUCAUCAUAUUGGUGCUCUUCAUCGUCUACCUGCCAACGACGUCCGCGCUCGUUGCGUACCUAAGCUUGAGCAGGACUUACAAGCUUGGCUUCGCGAGUGGAACAGCUGUGCUGGUUGGGUUGUACAUGCUGAUCGCCGUCCCGCUGCCCGCAUGCCUGAGACGACAGCUUACAUGCCGAAAGAGCAGGAAUGUGAGCGACAACGACGAGACGUGCGAGAGCCACGCGAAUGGCUGCCAUUCGCCAGACAGAGAACCGUUCUGCACUGACGCUGAUGCUGACGCCUCCGCGCAGAAGGCUGCCUUGACUUUGACUGAGGAGACCCUCGAAGACGAUGGGCAGCGGGCGGCUCACGUCCCCACAGAGACGGAUGUGGACUACCUUGCACCGCAGUACCAGGGCACGUUCCUGCAGAAUCUCUGCACCCUUGAGCUGUGGGCUCUGUGGUGGACGCUGCUGUGUGUCUUCGGUGCCGAGUUUGUGAUCAUCUACAAUGCGACCUUUAUCUUGGGUGCUCUGCAGGGCAGCGCGCCGGUGACGUCCCUUACUGCUUUGCUCACAGUGCUGAACGGCGUGGGCAGCGCGGUGGGCCGCCUGAUGAUGUCUUUCUUCGAGGUAUGGUCUCAGAAGCGCAAGGCGGAGGACCGCGUGCCGAUCACGAUUGCGCUGUUCUUCCCUACCUCAACCAUCAUUACUAGCAUCAUUAUGUUCUUGACGCUGCCGGCUGCCGCGCUCCCGCUGCCGUACGUGAUUGCCGCGCUCGGUAAUGGCUUCUGCGCUGCCUCUCAAAUUCUGGUAGCGCGCACGAUCUUCGCAAAGGACCCUGCGAAGCACUACCACUUCUGCUUCAGUGCCACCAUGGUCGCUAGCGUGCUGCUUAACCGUUUCCUGUACGGCGAGUGGUACACGGUGCAGGCGGAGAAGCAGGGCAGCAGGCGCUGUUUCGGCAAGCACUGCGUAAUGAUGCCGCUGCUCGUGAUGCUCGGGCUCGCGACGAGCGCCUUCAUAACAGACGUAAUAGUGCACUUGCGCUACCGCUCGUACUGCCGGCGUGUCCUGGUGGCGCGCGCUCGUCUGCACGGCGAGGUCGCCGAUGUUGAAAAACAGAGGGCUGCGGUGGCUGAGGAGGUGGUGUGUGAAUCGGAUGUGGCCCUUGAUACUGAGAACAAACCCCGCGGCGCUUAG
Leishmania braziliensis MHOM/BR/75/M2904 is the source of this 1932-nucleotide messenger RNA. RefSeq lists its product as hypothetical. The record is from RefSeq and is a predicted model, not a curated record. The transcript has a single exon. Gene Ontology annotation, cellular component: membrane. Gene Ontology annotation, biological process: transmembrane transport. Bases 1 to 1932 code for a protein of 643 amino acids. Gene Ontology annotation, molecular function: transmembrane transporter activity. Lineage: Eukaryota; Euglenozoa; Kinetoplastea; Trypanosomatida; Trypanosomatidae.